GGCUACUUUCGUUUCCUUAUUUAGGGAUUCUCGGCAGACUGAAGCAGGAACAGUUCGGAAUAGUUCUCUUUUGUUCUUCAGACUUGCAUUGCUUGUUUCCCCAGUUUUCUUCUUGCCGUCAGCCGGAAUUCGCCUCUCUCGGUGGCAUGGCUUCUAGUAUUAAGGCUCUGCAGCAGUGGUGUAAAAUACAAUGUGAUGGCUACAGAGAUGUGGCUGUUACCAACAUGACAACUUCUUUCAGGGAUGGAUUGGCUUUCUGCGCGCUUAUCCACAAGCACAGACCGGACCUGAUAGACUUUGAUUCCCUCAGUAAGGAGAAUGUGUACGAAAACAACAAUCUGGCUUUCCGUGUAGCUGAGGAGAAGCUGGGGAUCCCAGCAUUGCUGGAUGCAGAGGACAUGGUUGCAUUGAGGGUUCCAGAUAGACUCAGUAUCCUCACCUACGUAUCCCAGUAUUACAACUAUUUCCAUGGUCGCUCACCCAUUGGAGGGAUGGCUGGUAUCAAACGUCCAGCUGAGGAUUCCAAGGAACAGCCAGCUGGCAAGAAAAAUCUUCCAGUGGUGGCAAAGCAAUAUCCCAGUAAACCAACAGCAGAGAUGCAAAAACCCCCCGCCACCAUCACCACCGCUUCCUCCAAACCAGCACCGGCUCCAGCAAAACCAGCUGAACCAAAGAAAGUUUUGGUGGAAAACACAAACAAAACCGGAACCCUUAGCAGUUCCUGUGCUGUGUGCAAGAACCAUGUUCAUCUGGUACAGCGACACUUAGUGGAUGGGAAGCUGUAUCACAGAAACUGCUUCAGGUGCAAGCAAUGCUCAAAUACCCUUCUUUCAGGAACAUACAAACCUGGACCAGAAUCUGGAACCUUUAUCUGUACCACUCACCAGCACAACCAAAACAAGAGUACACCCAGUUCUGCAGGUUUUAUAGGAAGGGAGACCUACAACAACAGCACUGCUGUCCCAGCCAAAACUGGACUGACUUCUGUGACUACCAGAAACCAAAGCCCUGCGGUUACCCUCCCAACAUCAAAUGUAACAACCACCAUUAGUUAUAACGUCAAACCCAGCGUGGUGACGACUCCAGCCAAACCAUUGACUCCAAUUGCAGAGAAGACACAGACGGCCAGGGAAAAAUUCUUCCAGUCCAGCCACGUGACUCUGGUUAACCCUCCAACGAACAGAUGGGCUGCUUUGAAUGUGGAGACACCUGGUAAACCUGCAUCCUUGCUGCAGACUGGCAAUGAUAAAGACAAGGCUCGGUCCUUUUUAACAAAGAACUUACCACUGGAGGGGAACAAUAAUAACAACCAUACACCAUCGGCACCUGCAAGCUCUGGAGUGUUCAAAUCAACUGAGUCACAGUUCACUAGCAGAUUUGGUAAUAAGCUGACUGGAGCAGAUGUACCCAGUUGGAAAAGAGACCAUAAAAGCUCUGGAGCAAGUGGGCAGAGACCAGCGUCUGCUUUUGAACCCUCAACUCAAGUUCAAAUAAACAUAUCUGUACCAGCGGGACUCGGAACAGCAUCGCAGAAGAUCAACAGGUCAUCUGGACUUCAUGAUCCUUCCAAGAAGGUUGUGGCACUGCCAUCAAACACCAAAGAUUGUCUUUGGAACACUGUUACCAGCACAACAGAAUCUCCAGCAGAUUGGAGAUCCAAAUUGAAACCUGUGUCAAAGGGACCUCUUAUUAGCAAUAUUACAGAUAUUCAAGAGAAACCACCUGCUUCAUUCACCUCUGAAGUCAAAGUAGACAUACCCUCCAAACCGAGAACCAUGGUUACUACAUUCAGUCCAACAGUCAGAUCUGCAUCUGAGGAUUUCUCCUCGACCAGUGCCAGAUCUGUGCCACCUUCUCCCAGCACUGAUUAUAAUAAAGGAAGGUCUUCACCUAGGCAGAACAGCAAUGGGACUCGUACACAUGUGAACAGAAGCGUGGAUUUCUCAGAGAGUCUGUCUGAUAAAGAUAUCUCCAGCCCUGAAGUGAUGUCACCAAAGUCCCGGCCAGGCUACAUCCCUGAGGAGAUGAUCCAGGAGGAGUUGAAUGGUAUCGAGGCUCAGCUGAAUGACCUGGAGAAGAAAGGUGUAGAGAUGGAGAAGGAGCUCCGUAGGUGUGAGGAAGAUGAAAGUGAAGAUGUUUUGAUGGUAGACUGGUUCAAGUUGAUCCGACAAAAACAACUGCUGAUGAGAAGAGAAUCGGAGCUGGUUUACAUAUCAAAGACACAGGAUUUGGAGAACCAGCAGCCUGGAGUGGAGGGAGAGCUGAGGAGGCUGAUGGAUAAGCCAAAACACCUGAAGACUGAGGCAGACCAAAAACGAGAAGAGGAGCUGAUGUCGAAGCUUGUAGAAAUUAUUAACGAUAGAAAUGCGAUUGUUGAUGGUCUGGAUGAAGACAGGCUUAGGGAAGAGGAGGAAGACCAAGAGAUGAAUGAAAUGAUGCAAAGAUUUGAAAUAAAGAAAGACACCGUAGGAAAAAAGAAAUCAUCUCCUAUCACCAAACUCUUCAAGUGGAAAAGUAAACAGAAACCUGAAGAAACUGUAGAGCUGUAAAGCUCAGGUGAACUCUUCACUAGCUCCGCUCUUCGUGAACAUUCUCACACUGGAAGCAGCCAUAGAGAGGUGACAGGUAUCUUGAAACAUCAGGUCAGAAACUAAAUGUAAUAUAUAUUCUUCUGUCUCCUGUUUUUGUACUUGCUGUUUAAAGGUAGUUAAGUCAGGAAUGAUCAUUAUACAAAGCUACCACCAGCUUGACUAAAUGUGACAUUUUAUAAUUCAGAUGGAUGCUUAGGUCAGUUUUAUUCAUAGAGCAUUGCAUUCAGGCUUCCAAGUGGGUAAAGAUACAGACAGAGGGUGUAUAAAGUACCUGAUUCAGACCUGGUGUGGUUGAAAAUUGUGUUUGCUGUUGCUAUCAGUAACCUAAAAUCUUUGGGAUUUAGUCUAAUCAUUGACCAAAAAGUAAUAAUACUUGAUAGCUAUUGUUUCUGAACUAUAUUUCUUAAUUCAAAGCCAUUUUUUAAAUGAAUGCAAUUAUCAAAUCACAAAUGCAUAAAUAACAGUAUUUUUUAAGUUUGUGUAAAUGUUGAAUUUAUUUCGUCAGACCUUGAGUACUACAGUGUUCUUCGGGGGGGAUCCUUGUAAUUAUUGAGUUAAUAAUUACAAGGAUCAAAAUCAUAAUAUAUUAACUUUUACUCAAAUACAUAUGUACAUUUAAGUGAGACUGAUGUGUCGUACAGCCUUCGUUCAAAUUCUUAUCAAAGAUCUACUUGUCCAGCUGUCAAGUAUUUGUACAGAUUUUUGCUUGAUUUCUGAUGUUCUUUGUCACUCUGGGGACAUUAUCCUUAGCUAACUGCAGAAUGUGGGUUUGUGUGGCCCUAGAGAAUGCAGCUGCUUGCUGGUGAAAAGGAUUGUAUUCUAGAGAACUAACCCCCCCCCCCCCCCCCUUUUUUUUUUAUGGAUAUACGUGUUGAACUCACAAAUGAAAAUCUUUGUAUAAUGUGUAUGUAACAUUUUUAUUGUUUUUACUUUUGCACUUUAUUUAAUAGACACUCUGCUGUGAAAACUGUGUUGCUUCUUUUAAUAGGAGAAAAUAAAAUUAUAUUCUCCAUAGUCAUACUUAAAAAAAAAAAAAAAAAAAAAAAAACUCAUUUUAUAUGUUUUAAAAAAUAAUAAUUUAAGUCCACUAUAGCAAAAGGUUUAUAAGUCACUUGCUGAACAAACUCAAGUACACAUUUAGUACAGCAGCAUAAUUUCAUAUAGGCUCAUGUAUUGAAAGAGCUACUGGAGUAUUCUUACUGUAUAGUUAGUGUAUUUUAGUGACCACUAUAUAGCACUUUCUGCUUUGAGACUUUCCAACAGACGGUUAUGUGCAUUUUGUAAUUCUGUCCAGAACUAAUGCUACUGAAAGAGCCAGAAGGUGGCAGUGUAACUUCUAAUAAGAAAUAUUCCUAGACCUACACAUCUGGUAAUCUGUAUCCCUGUUUGUAGAACUAAAUUGUUACAGCUCAAUGUAAAGAUGAAUUGUGUGUAUAUUUAAUAGCAAUUUCAAAACAAGUGCCUGUUUUAGAUGUGCAGUGUGUCAUCAAAAACAAACUGGGAUUUUUGUUUUAUUUCAACUCAAGUCUCUAGAAUUUUUACAUCUUGAAUUGUUUUAUGUCUGUUUUUUUAUUGAGGUGUUUUAAGUGUAUUAAGGACAAGUCCUUUGUGGGAAUACAACAUUGAAAAUGGAAACGCAAAUAUAUUGGUGGUUGUAUAGGAAGCUGAUCCAUAUGUCUGUCCUGUUUUAUUCAUUUGUUUUCAACUGAAAUAAAGCUUUACUACUUA
Polyodon spathula (Mississippi paddlefish) is the source of this 4319-nucleotide messenger RNA. It is a transcript of the gene micall2b, whose product is annotated as mical-like 2b. The transcript is spliced from 16 exons. Gene Ontology annotation, biological process: actin filament bundle assembly. NCBI's taxonomy places the organism in Eukaryota, Metazoa, Chordata, Actinopteri, Acipenseriformes, Polyodontidae. Gene Ontology annotation, cellular component: plasma membrane; actin cytoskeleton. Gene Ontology annotation, molecular function: actin filament binding. The record is from RefSeq and is a predicted model, not a curated record. Bases 147 to 2549 code for a protein of 800 amino acids.